This is a messenger RNA of Labrus bergylta (ballan wrasse), 1727 nucleotides long. Its product is annotated as threonine-rich protein. The record is from RefSeq and is a predicted model, not a curated record. Lineage: Eukaryota; Metazoa; Chordata; Actinopteri; Labriformes; Labridae.
GCACUCCUCCUCAGGCGCUCAACACAUCCUGCUGUCAAGGAUGUAGCCUGCGCGUGUAUUUGAAAGUUGUCAAUAUGACCGCCAGCCUUUUUCUCCCUCAACAUGCCUGCAGCGAUGCACCUCACUGUGCUGGUGUCCCUGCUUGCAGUGACUGUCUGUACAGGCACCACCACUACCACUGCAGGUACAACCACUUCCUCUCCAGCUGAACAGAUCACAAAGAUAACCACAACUGCUGCAAACCCAGUCAUUUUGAAUUUACAGAGAAAGAGGAGUUCCCUUUAUCCACUGCUAUGCCACCAAGAGCACACAGCAAUCUACAAUGUCAACAGACCAGACGACAACUGCAGUCACUUCAGGAAAAGUGUCAACAUCACCUCCACCUUCAAUUUCCACUCAAACACCCAGCAGGACAGAGGGACCACAAACAAGCUCUCCUCCUAAGAAUGCAACGACCAACCAGACGUCCAAAAAGACAGUUCCCCCUGGAUCCACAGCAACACCAGCAUCAACAGCCCCGGACAUUACGACAGCCACCACAGUAAACACCACAGUCCUAGGUCCUCUAGACGAAUGGACUAAAGAGGACUUGGCAGCAAAUCCUGGUCUUGUUGCUGUCCUCUGCAUCUUCUGUAUCGUCUUCGUCCUGGGGCUGGUGGUUGCUACAAUGAAAUGUAUUGAAUUACCACGGUCCAAAUUUGAGAGGCUUGAAAAUGUUCCUCUGGGCAAAGUGACCGAAGAGUCUCCAUUUGCCCAUUACUCUAAAUGACAGAAGAGGUUUCUGGUAUUUCAGACGCCACAGUCCAGGAGGAGUCCUAUCUUGUGAUUUUGUCAGAGUGAAAUAUUUCAGUCUCAGCUUUGACAUGCUUAUGUGGCUGCUUUGAAUUCUGCUGAUUUUGCCUCUGAUGCUCAAUCAACUGUUGCACUAACUCUUCCUCUGUGGUUUCUGUUGAAAGGACACGCAGCCUAAAACACACAAAUGUACAUUUUUUCCCACAUACUAUUCCUCCUUCUAAGCACACACUUCAUUACUGCACUCUUGCACUUAACAAGUGACGUAUUAAGAAAACAACACAUUAUAAUUUCAUGAUUUGGGUACAUUUGCAGACCUGGGAUCAACUUAAAGUGUAAAUUGGUUAAAAUGAAUGUUAUCUGCAUCUAUAAAUGUCUCUUUUGGGCUGUUGUUGUAUAAAUAGUAACAUAGCUGUAAUGAGAAUGAACAGGUUUUUGUGAUUUUUUUUCAUUGUGUUUUUUAUUGCCAUAUAAGAUAUUUACGUAAGGUCCUCUCUGGUCGGAGACCCGCAGCGCAGAUUGAAAUAAACCCAACUAACAGCUUUUGGCUGCAGAAGUAUAAUCAUAGCUGUAUACGUUGUAGGUUACCAGAAGUGACAACAAGUGAAACUAAUUAAUUAGAGCGCCGUUUCACAAAGCAGAUAAGAUUCUUUCAAGGGUUAUGUGUGAAAACAUUACAUUGGAAGAGAAAUUCAAAGUGAUUUCUAUUCUGUUUUUUUGUGGGCAGGUUUGUGUUUGUAAUCAAGAAUUAAAUAUACAGACUUCUGUCAACGUUUUUGGACAAAGUCAUUUCGCUCCAGUGCAUCGUGUUUUAACUCAGGGAUGGAGAUAAUCAUGUUUUUUUUUUUUGUGGGUAACUAUUAUUUAAAGCAGCCCAUUCUUUUUACAUUUGAGAUGUAUGUUUUCAAUAAAAUAAAUUAAAUAUUCACAUGAAA